AUGGCGGAGUCUCGUUCGUUAUCGGAAUUAACCAGACAAAUCGCUCCACCAACUAAGAGCGGCCAUGCACCACCACCCACAGAAUCGAGAAAGAGCUAUCAAUCUGUCAAUCCUUUCCGUGUCGGGCGGGCUGCCGAAUCGUGCCGGAUCGCGCGUGCCCGGCGGACGAUCGGGGGGACGGACCCGCGGGGUGCGACCGAACCCGCGGAACUCCCCCCGGCCGCCGAGGGGCGGAUCCGCUCUCAUCGGGGCUUCCGCGGCCCCGCGCUUUCCCGUCCAGUGGGGUUCCGGGCACUUUGCGAUAUUUCGAGCACGCCGUCGGGUACCGGGGGAGGUCGGACGCCCUCCCCCGUGGCCGGGCAGGAGCCCUCGGGGUCCCGCGGACUCCGGCGGGUCGCUCCCUUGAGGACUUCCACCUGGAGGGGGGGGGGGGCGGUCGGGACCCCCUCACCCAGGCGGGAGCGCUCCCGGCCCGGCCGAUCUCGCACCCCCUCUCCCUUCCGGACUUCCGUGGGGGGGACCCCCUCCGGGCUCCCGCUGCUACCGGGGCGGGAGAGCUCUCCCUCCCGGGCUAGGAAUCUCCCGGAGGCUGCCGGAUCGCUCUGUGUCCCGGGUGCCCUCGGAGCCUCCCGGGGGACCUCGCUCCGAUCCGGGCCGGCCCCGCGGAACUCCCCCCGGCCGCCGAGGGGCAGAUCCGCUCUCAUCGGGGCUUCCGCGGCCCGCUCAUUUCCGGUCCAGAGCUCCACGGUCCCCGUCUCCCCCAGAUCUCCUGGAGGCUGCCUGGCGGGGCCGUGUCCCGCGUGCCCUCGGAGCCUCCCGGGGGACCUCGCUCCGAACCCGGCCGGCCCCGCGGAACUCCCCCCGGCCGCGGAGGGGCAGAUCCGCUCUCAUCGGGGCUUCCGCGGCCCGCUCAUUUCCGAUCCAGAGCUCCACGGUCCCCGUCUCCCCCAGAUCUCCUGGAGGCUGCCUGGCAGGGCCGUGUCCCGCGUGCCCUCGGAGCCUCCCGGGGGACCUCGCUCCGAUCCGGGCCGGCCCCGCGGAACUCCCCCCGGCCGCCGAGGGGCGGAUCCGCUCUCAUCGGGGCUUCCGCGGCCCCGCGCUUUCCCGUCCAGUGGGGUUCCGGGCACUUUGCGAUAUUUCGAGCACGCCGUCGGGUACCGGGGGAGGUCGGACGCCCUCCCCCCUGGCCGGGCAGGAGCCCUCGGGGUCCCGCGGACUCCGGCGGGUCGCUCCCUUGAAGACUUCCACCUGGAGGGGGGGCGGUCGGGACCCCCUCACCCAUGCGGGAGCUCUCCCGGCCCGGCCGAUCUCGCACCCUCUCUCCCUUCCGGACUUCCGUGGGGGGGGGACCCCCUCCGGGCUCCCGCUACUACCGGGGCGGGAGAGCUCUCCCUCCCGGGCUAGGAAUCUCCCGGAGGCUGCCGGAUCGCUCCGUGUCCCGCGUGCCCUCGGAGCCUCCCGGGGGACCUCGCUCCGAUCCCGGCCGGCCCCGCGGAACUCCCCCCGGCCGCGGAGGGGCAGAUCCGCUCU
Molecule: messenger RNA, 1530 nt
Organism: Protopterus annectens (West African lungfish)
Lineage: Eukaryota; Metazoa; Chordata; Ceratodontiformes; Protopteridae
Product: collagen alpha-1(I) chain-like
Exons: 2
Coding region: 1-1404 (467 amino acids)
Source: RefSeq, a predicted model, not a curated record